GUCUGAGCUCCUGUGAACGUUCCGGUGCCUGAAGCGAAACCUACGACUGGAACUCCUUUGUGGAUACGGGGGCCGAUUUCAAGAUGCACUUCAAGCUACUCUUGUUGGGCGACUCAGGCGUGGGCAAGACCAGCCUGCUGCAGCGCUUCAUGGGCGGACGCUUCACGGCCAAGUACCACAGCUCCGUGGGCGUGGAGCUGGGGAUGCACUACAUUGAGGUGGCCGGCGAGGUUGUGCAGCUGCUUAUCUGGGAUGCCUCCGGGGAGAAGCGCUUCCGUCCGCUGCUGCCCACCUACUACCGGGAGGUGCACGGCAUUCUGCUGGUCUACGACGCCACAAAUCCAUCCAGCUUCAAGAGCUUGCCGAGCUGGCUGGACGAGAUCGAAACGUUCGGCAAGCAGGACGUGAGCAUUGUCCUCGUGGGCAACAAGUGCGAAGACCUGGAGAGCCGCAAGAUCAGCCAAUUGGAGGGAGUAACCUUUGCCGACGGCAAGGGACUCGCCUUCUGUGAGGCCUCCGCCAGAAGCGGCGUCAAUGUUGACCAAAUCUUUGCCACUCUGUCGCUGAAGAUACAUGAAAUCUACAAGGCCCAAUGCCCUGACACCUACACGGUUCACCUGAAGCCAGGCCCGGUGCAGGUCCUCCAGGACACUGGCAGUAUCCGCCUGGCUGGUUCGGCGGGCCCAAAGAACACCAACAAAGGCGGCUGCUGUUGGUGAAAACCCAAUCAAAUAUCCUUGCUUUGCGUUGCUUGUAUUUCCACUACACAUCGUUUUUCUGCAUCCAAUUAAAUUCGAAUUA
Messenger RNA from Drosophila persimilis, 801 nucleotides. RefSeq names its product ras-related protein Rab-1A. The record is from RefSeq and is a predicted model, not a curated record. Gene Ontology annotation, molecular function: GTPase activity; GTP binding. The coding region runs from base 84 to 719 and encodes 211 amino acids. The transcript has a single exon. NCBI's taxonomy places the organism in Eukaryota, Metazoa, Arthropoda, Insecta, Diptera, Drosophilidae.